Messenger RNA from Fundulus heteroclitus (mummichog), 1731 nucleotides. RefSeq names its product sphingosine 1-phosphate receptor 3. Gene Ontology annotation, molecular function: sphingosine-1-phosphate receptor activity. Gene Ontology annotation, biological process: G protein-coupled receptor signaling pathway. NCBI's taxonomy places the organism in Eukaryota, Metazoa, Chordata, Actinopteri, Cyprinodontiformes, Fundulidae. The record is from RefSeq and is a predicted model, not a curated record. Gene Ontology annotation, cellular component: membrane.
AAGGAAAUUUCAGAACGCUUCAUGUUGCCUUAUGCUGACAAGCUGUAUGGAAAUGCUGAUUUUAUUUUCCAGCUGGACUUUACCCCUGCUCAUACAGCCACAAGGAAAGUGAGAGACAUCAGACCCAACAACGCAGAUGACCCAGAGGCUGCUGUCAUUGCAACCUGGGUUUCCAUUACACCUCACCAUAACCACAUGCUGAUUGCCAUGCUGCAGUGAUCCAUUAAUUCAUGCAAAACAAGGUCAAUUCAGAGACUGAGAGCAGAGAAUGUUGCUGAUGGACUUCUAAGCUGCUGCUUACCUCUGAUCGCCAAUGUCUGCAGCUGGUAAUCUGAAGAUGAACAUCAUACUCCUUCACUACAACUACACCGGAAAGCUGGACAACCAGCAGAUGUUUGCUUCUAAUCCAAGUGCUGUGGACGUCCAAACCAUCGUCUUCCUCAUCAUUUGCAGCUUCAUCUUCCUGGAGAACCUCACCGUCCUGGUGGCCAUAUGGAGGAACCACAGGUUCCACAACCGGAUGUACUUCUUCAUCGGAAACCUGGCCCUGUGCGACCUGCUGGCCGGAGUCGCUUACCUGGUCAACCUGCUCCUCUCUGGAGAAAAGACUUUUGAACUCUCCCCCACGCUGUGGUUCAUCAGAGAGGGCAGCAUGUUCGUAGCGCUCAGCGCCUCCAUCUUCAGUCUCCUGGCCAUCGCCAUAGAGAGACACUUGACCAUGAUCAAAAUGAAGCCUUACGACGCCAGCAAGAACUACAGAGUGUUUCUGCUCAUCGGCGCCUGCUGGGUGAUCGCCGUAACUCUCGGCGCUUUACCCAUCUUAGGCUGGAACUGCAUCCGUAACCUCCCUGACUGCUCCACGGUCCUGCCUCUCUACAGCAAGAAGUACGUAGCCUUCUGUAUCACCGUGCUCACGGUCUUGCUCUUAGCCAUGUCGGUCCUGUACGCUCGCAUCUACAUCGUGGUGAAGUCCAGCAGCCGCAAGGUGAGUAAGUACAGCAACUCUGAGCACGCCAUGUCCCUUCUGCGCACCGUCAUCAUCGUGGUCGGGGUCUUCAUCGCCUGCUGGACGCCCAUCUUCAUCCUGCUCCUGGUGGACGUGGCGUGCGAGCGGCGUUGCCCGGUCCUUUACCAGGCCGACUGGUUUAUCGCGCUGGCUGUGCUCAACUCGGCCAUGAACCCCAUCAUCUACACCCUGACGAACCGGCAGAUGAGGGGGGCCUUCCUGGCUCUGGUUUGUGCCGCUUGUGACAAGAAGCAUGUUGGGACCCUCAAGCCCAGCAAAAGCAGGAAGAAGUCACGGAGGAGCAGGAGUAAAUCUGACCAGGACCAGCGGAGUAGUCAGGAGGCAGACACGCGUCCUCAAUGACGUCUCAACAAUAGCUGGAACAAGAGGAGAUACCAAGAAGGGACAUCAGGCCAAUUGAAGACUAAAUAAAGGGAAAUCUACAGUAAGAAACUAGUUGGGGUCUUCAUCACCGGCUGGGGCCCCCAUCUUCACCCUUUUCCUGGUAGAUGUAGCGUGUGAGCAGCACUGUCUGGUCCUCUACCAGGCUGACUGGUUUGUUCAACUCUACACUCUGGUCAGCUUUCAUGACACAAGCUGUAGUGAUUGUAGUUUGUGACAUUGGCUGCACUUUUUGUGUCACAAACAAAUGCUUUAAAAGUGUAAUCUUCAGCUAUCCAGAGCAGCCCAGACCUUAUUCACAGGCUGUUUUUUUUUUUUUUUUG